Molecule: messenger RNA, 1942 nt
Organism: Frankliniella occidentalis (western flower thrips)
Lineage: Eukaryota; Metazoa; Arthropoda; Insecta; Thysanoptera; Thripidae
Exons: 4
Coding region: 126-926 (266 amino acids)
Biological process (GO): regulation of transcription by RNA polymerase II
Cellular component (GO): nucleus; transcription regulator complex
Molecular function (GO): DNA binding
Source: RefSeq, a predicted model, not a curated record
GGUACAUACUGUUAAAAUUAACGCAUAAUACCUUUUCGGAAAAGGAUUUGCGUUAUCGCCACUAUCUGCGAAAGCUUUCGAUCGCGGUUGAAUGCUGCCCCUUUCUCAAGUUAUUAAUUUCAAGAAUGGAUACUACUUCUCCUGAUUUUGAGCUUUCUAAAAAGCUCAUACAACUCGUAAAAGAUCAACCUUUUCUCUAUGACAAAGAUUUAGAAGAUUUCAAGGAUGAAGCUAAGAAGGCGGAAGUUUGGAAAAUCAUUUCGGAGACUCUUAAUCUUGGAGAGGUAGAAGCACAAAUGAGGUGGUCGCGUCUAAGAGUUGAGUUUGGAAGGCAUCGUCGUAAGAGGCAGGCUGCUGAAGUUUGUGGUACUCAAGUUAGAGACUGGCCUCUGUAUAGCUUGUUGACUUGGCUGGCACCACAUGUUAAAAUGAGAGCGAAAAGAGGGAAGCGAAAGAAAGAUAAAGUUGUUCUACAGGAAACUUAUGGCUACAAACCUAUCCUACCACGUCCAAAUUGGCUUUUAAAUGUUGAUGGAGGAGUCAGUGUUGAUGUAAAUCCAAGUAUAGUGAUGCAAAAUAGUCAGGAAGACAUCACUGAAUCAUUUGUAGUCAGCCCUGACACCGCUGACAUUGAUGAUGACGCCAGUCAAGAAAAUGCUCAUCAUAGUUCAGCGCUCAGUAAAGAUUUUGGCACUGGCAAGGAUCACUCCUACUCAAAUAACAGUUAUGCAGCUGAUAGUCGCUCAGGUCAGUUAACUGGCUUUGAAGAGGAAAAUGAAGAUAAUUUAUUUUGCCGCAGUAUAUGUGCGUCCUUAAAACGCUUUACAUAUCAACAAAAAGCCCUAGCCAAGAUCCGUAUCCAACAAGUUAUGUAUGAAGUAGAAUUUGAGCAAUCUGAAUCCCGGAAUCAAGUGCAAUCCAAGUGACAAUUUGUUUAAUGUGGCUUUUGAAGUUUGCUUGAUGAUGACAAUUUUCAAUGAGACAUGUUAUGUUGGGUGUAUGUACUGUGUUCUUUUUUUCUGCCAAUGGAUUUUUUUUCUUUUUGUUACACAUGUAUCAUAAUCUUAUUAUAAGACCAUACUGAAAUUUUCAUGCCAAUGAACUUAUAAGUGAUAUUCUGAGGUAUGAGCUCAUUGUAAAGAACGAUAAACUACUUUGACAUGAAGUGUUGACAAAAUAUCAUUCAUAAAUUUCAAUCUUCUAUAUUUAAAAUAAUGAUCAAAUGAUCACGAAAAGUUGUUCUUUUCUUUCUGUUAUUACAAAAGUUAGCAUAGCAAAAUCUGUAAGUUACAGGUAAUGUCCUGGUGUCAGGUAAUCCGCAGAUUUCCUUGAGAAGGUCAGGGUCACUUGGGCCCAAUAUUUAACUAGACAAAAAACAAAUUAUCAAUUUCUUAGAAAUGAUCAAUAAUUUAUUUGGACAGAUAGAAGUCAAGUGAUUUUGUUCUAUUUUCCUCUUGUCUGUGAAAAAUAUUUCAGUUUACCGUUCUGUCUCUAGUUUGAAGCUGACCCUUAAACUUGUUAAAUGAGCUCACAUUUUCUUAUUCUUUUCUAUUCCUCCUCAUUUCCUACUUUUGACCGAAAGUUACAUGUUUCUCUUAAAACUAUUUGUACUGUGCCUUACUUUAAGAUGUAAUUUUUUUCUUCAAUUAUUUGAAUUUAGAAGUUUUGUUUCACUUAACUAUCUAUCUUACUGUUGUACAUACUUUACUUCAAUACUUAAAUUUAUGUGUAUGUUUUUUUUAUUAUUUGUAGAUCUAGUUGUUAUUUAAAAGAGCUAGACUAAAAUUUAGAGCAGGUUCAUGUUCUUUAGAUAAGAGGGUGAUUUAAGUUAUUGUUUCUGUGCUCAGUGUGUGUAAAUUAUGAGAUGAAUUUGACAAAUAAUCCUAGUGAGUCAAUGUACAAGCAACAUGUCCUUAUUUAAAUUAAAUUAGAAUUUCACACA